CAGAGUUUUGUGGACGAGCAUGAUGCUAAGGCAGUGGAGUUUUGCUGUGCUCUUACUAAGCAUCCCUCUACCUGUCCAAGGGCAACCUAUACAUGCUCUCAGCAACAGAAUGAGACGCUCAGUGAGUCAAGCCCAACUUAUGCAUGACAGAGGGCGCUAUCUGCAGGACAGGAAGAGACGACUCUGGCUGCAGGAGCUUUUUGAACAGGUUCACACUGCCAAUGUGUGGGAUGCUCCGUCCAGCAGUGGAGCCAACCUCCAGCAUGUAACCUGGGGUGCCCAAGCUCCCAAAACUGGCAGCAGCACCAAAGACUUUCUUUUGGACUUUCAGUUAGAGAGCACAGGUACAAUCGACAUCCUGCCACAGGAGACCAACAAAGAGCAGCCAGCUGCCACUAAGAGAAAGAAGAGAGUAUGCUUGGGGAAGUGGAGAGAGAGCAAUAAACGAAGAGGAUGGCCAUGCUCAAUACAAGCCCAAGUAGCAUUAAGUGCUCACUAAGCAGGGCAACUGGCAGUAAGUGAGGAGAAGACUGUGAAACAAGAGGCAACGAUGGCAUCAAACACUCUGGACCAUGGUCUCUAAAACUCUUUACCAUAGAUUAGUGUCUCUUAUCAGCAUAACACAGUAUAAAUUGUCCCAUGCACUGUCUGACUCACAGUUACAUACAUUUACUAUUUAGCCUUUAAGCAAUGCUGUUAUUUUUACUGGAAAGGUGAAUCUGAUUAUAUAGUAAUAAAUUCAUAUUUUCAUUCAUUAAUUCAACAGCUUUAUCCUGGUCAGGGUCCUAGUGGAUCUGGAGCUGAUCCAGGCAAUGCGAGGUGGGAAAAACUAAUGGAACGCUGGUCCAUCACUGGGCACCAUGCACACACAUACACAUAUAGGAGCAAUUUAUCCUAACCAAUUUGUCUUUAGGCAUGUUUUUUGGAGGUGGGUGGAAAUAAAACCCAAACAGACACAGGGAAAACAUGCAAAACCCUGGAGCUGAGAGACAGCAACAAUACCUGUUGUGCAACUGUGCCAUCCAGUCCAUAUUUGAGAUCAUAAAAACCCAUAUGUAUUUUUCAUGUACUACACUAUCAACCAUAUUUCUUUUUAUUUAUUUGAUUAGAACUGUAUAUUUAUUCUGUAAAGGUAUCACAAUGCUGCUCUUUUCUACAAGUUUCAAUCAAUGCACUUUAGAAAUCUGUGCUAUCCUCCUGUAUGUCAGUAUUCUUUUGAUACUUUUGAUUUUUCUCCAGUUCUGUUACAAAAAGAGCUCCUGCUAUGCUUUCCAUUAUCAGCAUCAUCAAUAAAAC
Messenger RNA from Ictalurus punctatus (channel catfish), 1296 nucleotides. It is a transcript of the gene pthlhb, whose product is annotated as parathyroid hormone-like hormone b. NCBI's taxonomy places the organism in Eukaryota, Metazoa, Chordata, Actinopteri, Siluriformes, Ictaluridae. Gene Ontology annotation, biological process: bone mineralization; osteoblast development; adenylate cyclase-activating G protein-coupled receptor signaling pathway. Gene Ontology annotation, cellular component: extracellular region. The transcript is spliced from 2 exons. Gene Ontology annotation, molecular function: hormone activity; peptide hormone receptor binding. The coding region runs from base 20 to 499 and encodes 159 amino acids. The record is from RefSeq and is a predicted model, not a curated record.